Molecule: messenger RNA, 3774 nt
Organism: Closterium sp. NIES-65
Lineage: Eukaryota; Viridiplantae; Streptophyta; Zygnematophyceae; Desmidiales; Closteriaceae
Source: the annotation of a GenBank genome assembly
AUGGCCACCCCUAGUGUCCUCGCUUUUGACGCUGAGGGUCGAGCCAUAGACUUUGAGGUCUGGCUCGACGACCUGCAGCUGUUUUUACAGUGCGAUAGGGCGGACGGUCUGUCUCUCUUUGACCUCACCUCUGGCGCCGUCCCUGCCCCUGCUGCUGAUGCUGACGCCACUGUUCGCUCACAGUGGGCCACGCGCGAUGCUGCUGCACGUCUUGCUGUGCGUCGCCACCUGCCUACCGCUGAGCGCGCGCACUUUAGCCAGGGUGUUCUCCUUCCCCUCUCCUGCCCUCUGUCGCCUCUGCCGCUGCGGCCGACCUCGUUGGUCUUGAGUCGGUCGGUGCGGCGUCUGCCCCUAGCGGGAGACGCCGCUCUGGCAAGGGCAAGGGGGGCAAGGGAGCGGGUGGGGCCAGCGGGGGCGGUGGAGGUGGAGGUGGAGGCGGCGGAGGGAGUGGGGGUGGCGGUGGAGGUGGUGGCGGGGGUGGGGGUGCUAAUGGCGGCAGUGGAGGCGGGGGUGGCGGCGGCGGUGGCGGUGGGAGCGGAGGUGGCGGAGGCGGCGGCGGUGGAGGCGGAGGCGGGGGCGGUGGAGGCGGAGGCGGGGGUGGCGGUGGUGGAGGUGGUCGGAGUGGAGCUUCUCAGCGGAGCAGCACUGGGGGAGGUCAGCGCCAGCAGCAGCAGCAGCAGCGUUCUCGCGACGUCCCCACCCCUCAGCAGCUCCUGUGGGGGCACCCACACCGCCCAGCGCUGCUUUGGCCGCCUGACGGACGCUUGGCUCCAGCAGUUCCCGGAGGCCGCGGAGAUCCCCCGCUGGGGAGAGCUGUCUAGGGCUGGUGUAGCUAUCUUUGAUCUUGAUUUUGAUGCUAUCCUUGCUGCCAUGUAUGCUGUGACCAUUAGUGAUGAGGGUGACUGUUACCGGUGUUUCCCGCCCGACCCGGGCAUUGGUACUUCUGCUCUAGGUGCCAGUGUGUCUGUGCUCUCAGGUGCUGGUGAGGCUGCUCUCUCAGGUACUAGUGCGUCUGCGCUCUCAGGUACUGCGUCGGCUUCGGCCUCCCACACCUUCACUCUUGACUCUGGAGCGUCUCGCUCUUUCUUUCGGGACCGCACCACACUCACGCCGCUUAGUCGGCCGGUUGCGGUUUCCCUGGCUGACCCCUCUGGGGGUCCUGUCCUGUCUCGCUUCUCCACAGUCCUCCCGUGUCCGGCGGCUCCCUCUGGCACCCUGUCUGGUCUCUACCUCCCCUCGUUCUCUACGAACUUGGUGAGUGGUGCUGACCUACAGGAUGCGGGAGUCCACCAAUUCACCCCUGCUCGUCAGCGAGUGACGCACUGCACAGAGGCUAGCACGGGUCGUCACCUGGCUACGUUUACACGUCAGCCAGGGUCGAGCCUGUACACACUGACCACUGCUUCUCCUCCAGGUGCUGAGUCUGGUAGAGUCCCUUCGUCUGGUCAGGUGUUUGCUGCAGCGUCCAGGUCUGGUCCUGAGUCUGCCCCCUGUUCGUGUCGCCGUCUGUCUCACGAGACCCUCCUCUGGCACCACCGCCUUGGCCACCCCUCUCUGCGUCGGCUCAGAGGCAUGGCCUCCCGUCUUCUUCUGUCUGGUCUCCCCCGGUCCCUCCCUCCCCUUCCUCAGGGCCCUGGCCCUGCCUGUGUCCCCUAUGUCGAGGGGCGCCAUCGUGCUGCCCCUCACUCCUCCCAGUUUCCUCCGACACAGGCUCCGUUGCAGACGCUUCACAUGGACGUGUGGGGCCCUGCCCGCGUCCGUGGACUCGGUCACGAGCGCUACUUCCUGUUGGUGGUUGACGACUACUCGCGUUACACCACAGUCUUCCCCUUGCGCAGCAAGGGUGAUGUCACUGAGGUGCUGAUCGACUGGAUCCGCGCAGCUCGUCUCCAGCUCAGGCAGAGCUUUGGCUCGGAAUUUCCGGUGUCGCGUCUGCACUCGGACAGAGGCGGAGAGUUCUCCUCUGGCCUUCUGCGUGCCUACUGUCGUACGCGGCGCAUCAGAUCAACCUCCACCCCAGGGUCUCCAGGCCGGAGACCUCCCCAGCCCUGCUGUGGACGGGGAAGGUUGGCGAUGCGUCGGCGUUCCGGGUCUGGGGAUCUCGGGCGUUUGUCCGCGACUUGUCUGCGGACAAGCUGUCCCCUCGCGCUGCAACCUGCGUCUUCCUGGGGUUCCCCCCCCGACGCCCCUGGGUGGCAGUUCUACCACCCCACCUCUCGACGUGUUCUGUCCUCCCAGGACGUCACGUUCGACGAGUCGGUACCCUACUACCGCCUCUUCCCCUACCGCACUCCGUCCCUCCCCCCGCCCCCGCUCUUCUUGGUACCAGGUCCCCCCCCGGUAGACCCCCUCCCCCCUCAGGGUCCUGCCCCUUCAGGUGUGUCCCAGGUAGACGCGGUCGAGCCUGUCGAGGUCACUGGUGACUCUGGUGCUGCUGCGGGAGCUGAGCCUGGGGGUGCUGGGUCUGGAGGUGCUACGCUUGGGAGUGCUGAGCCUGGGGGUGCGGAGUCUGGGGGUGCUGAGCCUGGGGGUGCUGAGCAUGGGGGUGCUGAGCCUGGGGGUGCCGAGCCUGGGGGUGCAGAGUCUGGGGGUGCUGAGCCUGGGGGUGCUGGGCCUGGGGGUGCUGAGCCUGGGGGUGCUGAGACUGGGGGUGCUCCGCCUGGAGGCGUGAUGCUGGUGCUGGAGGUUCUUCGGCUGCAGAGGGUGCUGCUGCCGAGCGUCCCGGAGGUGCUCGUGCUGUGGGUGCUGGAGCUGCUGGGCCUGCGGGUUCUCCUGGAGCUGGUGCUGCUGAGGGUGUUGGCGCUGAGACUACCGCUGGCGGUCCGACUAGCAGUGCUCCUGGUGGUGCUGUUGGAGGUUCUGGAGCUACUUGAGGUGCUGCUGGAGGUGCUGCUGGAGCGGGUACUCCUGCUGGGGGUACUGGUGCUGUCCCUGCUGUUUCUGGCAUCGCCACGCGGCCCUGACCGUACUUCGUUCCGCUCCUGCAGCAGGUUCUUGGUCCUCCUCCUCCUCCCUGGUCCACAGCCUGUCUCGUCACAGUCACAGCUACAGCCUGCCUCCCCUUUGCCUGCUCCUUCUCCCUACGCUGGUCUGACUGGAGGUCUUACUGAGCGUCGUGAGCCUGCGUCUCGUCCUGCGUCGCCUGUUCGUACUGCGCGCACUAGUGGUCGCGGUUCGCGUCAGCGUCCUCCUCCUGUCCCUGGCACGCACCGGAUGUCUUUGCGUCCGUCCACUGCUCCUCUGCGUGCCCCUUUGCCUUCUCCUCCUGCUUCCUCUCUUCCUGCUCUUGCCGACCCGGAGUCGGACUCUCUUCGUGCUGCGAGUCCUACUGUCACGCGUCUCCUUGCUACUGCUGUCACUGACCCUUCUUUCGAGUCUUCUGUUGCGUCUGCCCUUGUCACCGAGCUCGUCGACUUUGCUGCGCGCUGUCGUCUAGACUACGCUGCUAGUCUUGUCGCUGAGUCUGAGUCUGCCUGUCCUCCGUCCGUCGGGGGUGAGUGUGCCCUUGGCACGGACAUCCUUGAGGACAGGCAGGAGGAGUUCCAGUGUCUGGCCGCCGCUUCACCUCAUCUCGCGUCUGUACUGCUAGCCCCUGAGGGAGACCCGGAUGCACUUGACAUCCCGACUCCGCGCUCUUACGCGGAGGCGAUAGAGGGUCCCUACUCCUCUCAGUGGCAGGCAGCUAUGGAUGCAGAGAUGGCUUCCUGGAAGUCCACAGGCACCUAUGUUGACGCUGUUCCCCCUCCUGGGGCGAACAUCGUUAGUGGCAUGUAG